This is a messenger RNA of Epinephelus moara (kelp grouper), 3611 nucleotides long. It is a transcript of the gene tlr9, whose product is annotated as toll-like receptor 9. Gene Ontology annotation, biological process: canonical NF-kappaB signal transduction; toll-like receptor signaling pathway; defense response to virus. Gene Ontology annotation, cellular component: plasma membrane. Gene Ontology annotation, molecular function: pattern recognition receptor activity; protein binding. The coding region runs from base 125 to 3307 and encodes 1060 amino acids. NCBI's taxonomy places the organism in Eukaryota, Metazoa, Chordata, Actinopteri, Perciformes, Serranidae. The transcript has 3 exons. The record is from RefSeq and is a predicted model, not a curated record.
GGAUCCAGUUUCUCGUCACUGCAGCGACUUUCAGACACUAUUUAAUCUUCCCUCUCCCCACCUGGACUAAAGAUCGCUUCAUCUGGCUCUUGAUGUGAAUGUUAGGAUACAUGCUCUACCUGUCAUGGCUAUGCUGAAAAGUAUCCUCAUCCUUUGCCAGUUUCUGCCAUUAGUGAUGACCAUAAAUACCAUCUUUUUUCCAUGUGACACUGAUAAGAAUACCACCGAAGUAGACUGUUCCGACAGAUCACUCAAGCGUGUCCCCUCCAUCAAGUCUACCACAGUAGAGUCACUCGAUUUAAGUCGAACAAAGAUCCAGUAUGUGGGAGUACGUGCUUUCUCAGGCGUCCCAAACCUUCACACUCUGAAAAUGAUAGGGAAUUGUCAACCGGGUCAGCUGAGAUCUUUGGAGGACCGCUUAUGCAAACUGGAGAUACAUCAUGAUGCAUUCAAGUGUCUAUCAAAGCUGAAUUUUUUGAAUCUGUCAGGAAACAGCCUCAUCUCUAUUCCUCAGUUACCUGAAAACCUGACGGUCCUUGACCUACGGAAUAAUCGCAUCUUCCAAAUUAACCAGCCUUUAAACACUCCUCACCUCAAAGAGCUCUACCUCACCAAGAACUGCUUUUAUGCAAACCCUUGCGGCCAGUCCUUUUACAUCGACGAGAGCGUUUUCAGAGAGCUCUCUGAACUCAAAAGCCUUACCUUAGGGUAUAAUAAUUUCACAGCUAUCCCUAAAGGGUUGCCACUCUCACUGGAACGUUUGGAUUUAAGAGAGAAUACAAUCACAGAGGUCUUGGAUGGAGCAUUUGCCAACUUGACUCUCCUCAAGUAUUUGAAUUUGGAGUGGAAUUGCCAGCGUUGUGACCAUGCAGCCAGGCCCUGCUUUCCUUGCCCAAAAAAUAAACCCCUACAACUACAUUCAAACUCAUUCUGUGCUGAGAACAGCUCAAUCACCUUCCUAAGCUUGAGAGGAAACUCUCUGAGAACAUUUCCAACGGGUAUUUUCCAACCUUUAAAGAAUUUAAAGGGUUUGGACCUCUCUGACAACCUCCUGGCACAUGCUUUGCAUAAUGGCACCUUCUUUGCAGAGCUGGAAGGUCUCACUUGGAUUAGCCUUAUCUAUAACUACGAACCAUUGACGACAUUUCCGAAACUGAGACUCUCCCCACAUAUUGGCAAAAUGACUCAUCUUCGUUAUCUUCUUCUAAGUGGUAACUUUUUCCAUGAGCUCUCCAGCGAGAGCUUCAAUACUUUGUCCAAACUUCAGAACCUAAGGACACUAGAACUAAGAAUGAAUUUCAUCAAUACUUUUAACUUGACAUCUCUGAAACGGUUACCGUUUCUUACUGAUAUUGACCUCUCCCAAAACAUGCUUAAUUUCCUUCCGUGCUGCUCGGGUCCGUCAGCUGAGUUUGUGGCACAGGAAAGCUGUCAGAACCAGAACUUGUUUACACAUGAUUUUUCUAACCCACACGUUAUGUCAAUAGAUCGAAAAGCUACAUCUGGUAAUGAUAUCUGGGAAUCCAACCAAUCAAACAGGCUGGAAAUGGGGGAGGACAAUGUGUUACAAUUUAAAUCAUUAUUGGACUUUAAAAACAAUUUCUGCAGCCGUAAACUUACAUUUGACCUGUCUCAAAAUGACAUUCUGUCUCUAAACAAAGAGGUGUUUGUAGGCAUGGAAGAUGUUGUUUGUUUAGACCUUUCCUUCAAUUACAUGAGCCAGGCAUUAAAGGGUGGUCUGUUUGCUAGCAUGAAAAAAUUAGUUUUUCUUAAUUUGUCAUACAAUAGACUUGAUUUUUAUUAUAGAGAAGCUUUCAGUGAGCUUAAUUCCACUCUGAAAGUUUUAGACGUUGGCAACAAUGAAUUUCACUUUAAAAUGAAGGGCAUGGGUCAUCGAUUUGAGUUCCUUCAAAAUCUGACAAACCUGGAAGUUCUCAGCCUGGCAAACAACAACAUUGGGGUGCGAAUAGAUCAACAGUUGAUCAGCGGCUCUCUGAAGUACCUCUACUUCUAUGGGAAUAACCUGGACAUCAUGUGGAUGUCUGAUAACAACAGGUACACUCAGUUCUUCCAAAACCUGACAGCCCUCACCUACCUUGACAUCUCUGACAAUAAUCUGAUGUCAAUCUCACCAGAAGUGUUUUGCAACUUCCCAGAAAGCCUUGAGACCCUUAUUAUCAGCGACAAUCAGCUGAAGUAUUUCCCGUGGCAAAACAUCUCAGUGCUUAGCAAUUUAUGUCAUCUGAAUCUCAGUCAAAACAAACUCUAUUACUUGCCUAAUAAGGUCAUAGGAUUUGGAGCAAAUUUUUCUCUCUUGGACCUCAGUCACAAUCGCUUUAGUGUUAUUCCUGAGAUGUUCUUCAGUAAGGCGGAAUCCCUACGGUACCUGUAUCUCAGCCACAAUCAGAUCAAAGUAUUAAGCCGUCAGUUUCUCCCUGCCCCCUUUAAAGAUGGUAGUGCCCUGCAGAAACUCACCCUGCAUGCCAACCCCUUUAAAUGCGACUGUAAUACAUCUUGGUUUGCGGACUUUCUGCGUAAUACUUCGAUACAGAUUCCUUAUCUCACCACACAUAUACACUGUGAUUACCCAGAGUCCCAGCAGGGCGUGAGCAUACUGUCUAUGGACCAGCAUUCCUGCCAGGACAUAUAUGGUAGCUUAGCGUUCCUCAUCUGUUCCUUCUUGGCUGUGACGUUCACUGUUCUGCCCCUACUGAAGCAUCUCUACGGCUGGGAUCUGUGGUAUUGCUUACAGGUACUUUGGGCAGGACAUAAGGGCUACUCACAGCUGGCUGGUAGUGAUUCGCAACACCACUAUGAUGCUUUUGUGGUGUUUGACACCAGUAACCAGGCUGUGAGGGACUGGGUCUACAAUGAGUUAACUGUCAAUCUGGAGAAUUCAGGGCACAGGAGGUUUUGUCUCUGUUUGGAGGAGAGGGACUGGGUUCCUGGGGUCUCAUGUAUCGACAAUCUGCAUAACGCCGUGUACAGCAGUGUGAAGACGGUGUUUGUGCUGUCCAGCGGUGCCACCGGUGGUGAGACAGUGAACGGUGUGAUCCGUCAGGCUUUCUUCAUGGUGCAGCAGCGACUUCUGGACGAGAAGGUGGAUGCAGCUAUGCUGGUUCUUUUGGAUGAGAUGUUUCCCAAACUGAAGUACCUACAGCUGAGGAAACGGCUGUGCAAAAAGUCUGUGUUGUCCUGGCCGAGAAACCCAAGGGCCCAACCCCUUUUCUGGAACCGAAUGAGAAUGGCAUUGUCAUCAGAUAACCUCAAAUUCUAUGACAAUAACAUGAGUGAAAGUUUCAUCUGACUUUCUUUUAACUGCUGAUAGAGAGCACAUUUUGACAAUUGUAUCAUAUACGUAAGUAAUGAUACUUGGUUGAUGUUUUUAAUAUGCACCGUUUUUAUAGAUUAAGAUAUCACCAGUCUUUCGUGUUCUGUAAAUAUUUUACUUUUCAAGAUUGUGUUCUGUUGUUUUCUGUUGUUUUCUGUUUUUUCUUUGAUACUUGUUUGCUUUGCCCGGGAAAGGUCAUGUCGCUAUUGUGGGCUACAAAGUUAAUUAAGACACUGUAUAUUGUACAUAGACAUUGAGACAUUCAUAGUAGGCUACAUAA